CUUAAUAUAUAUAGGGAAUUUUUUGUUCAACUUUGUUUAGGAUUUAUCUUUCGAAUUGUAGUAGCCUCUCCCUCGCUGGUUCAUAUUUGUAUGGGUCCAUCCAUCUUCUCAAGCACACUGAGCAAAGAAGAAAUGAGCAUGGAGGAGGAGGACGAGGAGCAGAGAGCCAUAAUAGUGGGAGGCGGUACCUCCGGGCUGGCGGCCGCUGCCUGCCUCAACCUCCUCUCCAUCCCCAACCUCGUCCUCGAAAGAGAAGACUGCUUCGCUUCUCUGUGGAAGAAGAAAACAUACGACCGCCUCCACCUCCACCUGGCGAAGCAAGUCUGCCAGCUUCCCCACAUGACCUUUCCCUCGUCCUAUCCCAAAUACGUCCCCAGAGACCAAUUCCUCCACUACCUGGACUCCUACGUUUCCCAUUUUAACAUCAAUCCUCUCUGCAACACACUGGUCGAGUCCGCCGCCUACGACGAAGCUUCCGGCAGAUGGCGCGUGAAGGCCAAGAACACUUGCUCCGGCGACGUCGAGGAGUUCCGCGGGAGGUUCCUCGUUCUGGCCACGGGAGAGUCGAGCGACGCAUUUGUUCCGGAGGUGGAAGGGCUGAGUGGUUUUACCGGGGAGUGGAUUCACUCUACGCAGUACAAAUCCGGGAAGGAAUACAAAGGGAAGAGUGUUUUGGUUGUGGGGUCUGGAAAUUCUGGCAUGGAAAUUGCUUUUGGUCUGUGUAAUUGUGGUGCCAGAACUUCCAUUGUCGUCCGAAGCCCGAUCCAUAUUCUGUCGAAGGAGAUGAUGGAUUGGACGCCAUUUCUGCUGAAGCAUCUGUCGAUGGAGAAGGCGGAGUGGGUGAUUGUGAUGUUGAGCAAGCUGUGGUAUGGGGACUUGAGCAAGUACGGAAUUGGGAGGCCAGAGGAGGGUCCCUUCACCAUGAAAAGAAAAUACGGCAAGUACCCAAUUAUCGACGUCGGCACCCAUGCGAAGAUCAAGUCCGGCGAAAUUCAGGUUUUGCCAGCAGUAAGCAACGUAAGAGGCAAUGAGGUGGUGUUUGAGAACGGCAGCUCACAUCCCUUUGAUGUAAUUGUUUUUGCCACUGGCUUUAAGAGGUCGACAUGGAAGUGGCUUCAGGGAGGCGAUGGCUUUCUAGACAAUGAGGGAUUCGCGAACCCGAGUUCUCCAAACCACUGGAAGGGUAAAAAUGGUCUCUACUGCGUCGGACUGGCCAGGAGAGGGUUCUAUGGAGCUGCCAUUGAAGCUCAAAACGUGGCCGACGACAUCAAGAAACUUCUUUAAUUUCAAUAUGCACAUGUAUAAUAUAUAUAGACACACCGCACCCUGUCCAGGACUGGAGAUGAAUCUUCAUCUUACCUAAAUUUCAAAAUGCCACUAGCAUGGGCAACCCUGUAUUACUCCUGAUGUUGGAACAAAUUUGAAAUUUAGUGCCAAUUCAGAGUUGCAUCAAAA
Malania oleifera is the source of this 1455-nucleotide messenger RNA. RefSeq names its product probable indole-3-pyruvate monooxygenase YUCCA10. Gene Ontology annotation, molecular function: flavin adenine dinucleotide binding; NADP binding; N,N-dimethylaniline monooxygenase activity. The coding region runs from base 91 to 1284 and encodes 397 amino acids. Lineage: Eukaryota; Viridiplantae; Streptophyta; Magnoliopsida; Santalales; Ximeniaceae. The transcript has 4 exons. The record is from RefSeq and is a predicted model, not a curated record.